This is a messenger RNA of Ascoidea rubescens DSM 1968, 1191 nucleotides long. It is a transcript of the gene YEA4, whose product is annotated as Yea4p. NCBI's taxonomy places the organism in Eukaryota, Fungi, Ascomycota, Saccharomycetes, Ascoideales, Ascoideaceae. The transcript has a single exon. Gene Ontology annotation, molecular function: UDP-N-acetylglucosamine transmembrane transporter activity. The annotation marks the transcript as partial. The record is from RefSeq and is a predicted model, not a curated record. Gene Ontology annotation, cellular component: Golgi membrane; endoplasmic reticulum membrane. Gene Ontology annotation, biological process: transmembrane transport.
AAAAGAAAGGUUUCAAACAAAAAAAAACACAAUUAAUAAGAAUACUAUUAUAAAGAUUAAUAAUAAUACCAAUAGCAAUAAAUCGUGUCAACGAAAAUUCAAGGACAAAUGCUGAAACUGAAUAAAACCACUCCUUCAACAGGAUCAAUCUGUUUUUCAUCUCUCUUGAUACUUGUAUCUCAAUGGCUUCCCAUUACUAGUCUUAUCUUUGGUGGUUGUUGUUCAAAUGUCUUUUCAUUAGAAAAAGUUUACCAUGAGCUCCCAAACUCAAGCCACUUGAUAACGUUUUCCCAAUUUUUAUUUAUUGCAGUUCUAGGUUAUUUUGAUAACUAUGAUAACAACGCUGGAAUCAAACGACUAUAUUUGAAACAAAAUCAUAUUCCAUUAUCAAGAAAUUUCAUAAAUGUUUUAAUGUUUUUCGUUUCAUCAAAUUUAAAUAAUAUGGCUUUAACCUAUAACAUAUCUGUCCCAAUCCAUAUCAUUUUCAGAUCUUCCUCGACUGUUAUUACCAUGAUCAUUGGGUAUCUCUUUGCAAAUAAAAGAUACAAUUUCAAACAGAUAGUGUCUGCUUUAAUCUUGACAUUUGGCAUAAUACUAGCGACCAUUGGUAACUAUUUGAACAACAAAAAAAAGACCUCCAUCGACUCUCUAAUAGACCAUGAUCAUUUGAAGAGUUUUUAUAUUGGUGUUUUCUUGUUGAUGUCUUCCUCAAUAAUAAUAGCGUUUAAUGGGCUAUUCACUGAGAGAACAUACAAGAUAUAUGGGAAAUAUUGGCAGGAGAGUCUCUUUUAUCAACACUUUUUGGGACUACCAAUAUUCAUCAUCUUCCAGAGGCAAUUGGUCGAAGAAUACAAGCAAAUGAUGUAUCAGAAAGAGACGUUUGCUUUCAAAAUACCAGUGAUGUUUAGUCAAGAUUUCGUGCAAUUGAGAAUCUCGAAGUCGCUCUGUUACUUGCUCUUGAACUGCUUCACCCAGAACGUGUGCAUCACCGGCGUUAACAAACUCGCCAGCAUCACAAACGCCCUAACAGUUUCAAUUGUGUUGUUGAUCAGAAAAUUCGUCAGUUUGUUGUUAAGUGUGUUGAUCUUCGGAAAUCUGCUUCAUCGUUUGUGUUUGGCCGGCAGUUUUUUCGUCUUCACCGGCGCAGGAUUGUACAGUUUUGCCACCAAAAGCAGCAAAAGAAGCAGCAAA